Mus pahari (shrew mouse) is the source of this 898-nucleotide messenger RNA. RefSeq names its product destrin, actin depolymerizing factor (gene Dstn). Lineage: Eukaryota; Metazoa; Chordata; Mammalia; Rodentia; Muridae. The record is from RefSeq and is a predicted model, not a curated record. Gene Ontology annotation, molecular function: actin filament binding. The transcript has a single exon. Bases 84 to 581 code for a protein of 165 amino acids. Gene Ontology annotation, biological process: actin filament severing; actin filament fragmentation; cell motility. Gene Ontology annotation, cellular component: actin cytoskeleton; actin cortical patch; cytoplasm.
UGCUUUUGCUACCCCGAGGAGGAAGGUGCACAGACUUUGCCGUCAGGCUCCUAGCUCCCCUCCCGAAGUCUGCUCCAGCGAACAUGGCCUCAGGAGUUCAGGUUGCGGAUGAAGUAUGUUGCAUUUUCUACGACAUGAAAGUUUGGAAAUGCUCCACACCAGAAGAAAUCAAGAAAAGAAAGAGGACUGUCAUUUUCUGUCUCAGUGUAGACAAAAAGUGCGUAGUUGUUGAAGAAAGCAAAGAGAUCUUAGUGGGAGAUGUUGGUGCCACCAUAACUGAUCCUUUCAAGCAUUUUGUCGGAAUGCUUCCUGAAAAAGAUUGUCGCUAUGCCUUGUAUGACGCCAGCUUUGAGACCAAGGAGUCCAGGAAAGAAGAGCUGAUGUUCUUCCUGUGGGCACCAGAACCAGCACCUCUGAAAACUAAAAUGAUCUAUGCAAGCUCGAAGGAUGCCAUCAAGAAGAAGUUCCCAGGUAUAAAGCAUGAGUAUCAAGCAAAUGGUCCAGAAGACCUCAAUCGGACCUGCAUUGCUGAAAAGCUAGGUGGCUCCUUAAUUGUAGCCUUUGAAGGAUCCCCUGUGUAGACCACGAGUCAGUGCCACGAAUUGAAAGCUUCCAUAUUGAACACUAUCCUUUCACUAUAUAAGUAAAGCAAAUAUAUUAGGCCAGGAUCUCACUUAGGAAUUUGUCUUGUCAUCUUCUAGAGUAAACUAAAAAUUGUAUCGUGUCUGCAAACACUACCCUAACUAAAUCCAGCCUCUAAAGUCUCACUGGUGUGGAAUUAAACUCUUAUUGGCCAAAUGCCUGUUUUCAUGAGGUGACUUGUUAAGUUCAGGAUUUUUAAUAAAGUUCACAAAACAGUACAAGGCAAUGUGACGAGAACUCCUCAUCUUUGCUAACC